Messenger RNA from Solanum stenotomum, 1422 nucleotides. RefSeq names its product glucan endo-1,3-beta-glucosidase-like. The record is from RefSeq and is a predicted model, not a curated record. Gene Ontology annotation, molecular function: hydrolase activity, hydrolyzing O-glycosyl compounds. The transcript is spliced from 4 exons. The coding region runs from base 1 to 1422 and encodes 473 amino acids. Gene Ontology annotation, cellular component: plasma membrane. Lineage: Eukaryota; Viridiplantae; Streptophyta; Magnoliopsida; Solanales; Solanaceae. Gene Ontology annotation, biological process: carbohydrate metabolic process.
AUGGAGAUGUUUACAAAAACAUCUCCAUUCUUUUCUUUCUUGAUCAUUUCAUUCAUUUUUUUUCAAUAUUUUUCUAUUGUUUCUUCCAUAGGUGUUAACUAUGGCACCCUUGGAAACAACCUACCUUCACCAUCCCAGGUCGCUCAAUUCAUCAAAAACAAAACCAUAAUCGAUAAAAUCAAAAUUUUUGAUAUGAAUCUAGAUAUCAUACGUGCAUUUGCCAAUACAAACAUCUCAGUUACUGUCACAGUCCCGAACGGUGAAAUUCCCAAAAUGUUGGACAUAGGUUAUGCUAAAAGUUAUGUGGAGGCAAAUAUUAAACCUUUUUUCCCACAAACCAAAAUUGAUAUUAUUGCUAUUGGAAAUGAAGUUAUUCUUUUAGAAAAACAAGAAAUAUACAUGAAAUUAGUUCAAGCUAUGAAAACAUUUUAUCAAGCAUUAAUUCAAUGUGGAAUUAAUACAAUUAAAGUAUCAACACCAAAUGCUUUAGGAAUUCUUUCAAAAUCAAAAAUUCCAAGUACGGUAAAAUUUAGACAUGGUUGGGAUCAUAGUAUUUUAGUACCAAUGUUACAAUUUUUACGCGAAACAAACGGACCUUUUAUGGUAAAUCCAUAUCCAUAUUUUGUUUACGACCCAAAACAAGUCAAUUUUAUUUUAUUUAGACAGAAUAAAGGCAUUUUCGAUAGAUUUACUAAGAAAUUAUACACAAAUAUGUUUGAUAUGAUAUUAGAUGCUGUUUAUAUUUCAAUGAAAAAAAUUGGUUAUGAAGAUGUGGAAAUUAUGGUUUCUGAAACAGGAUGGUCUUCUUUAGGAGAAAAUUUUGAAAAAAAAUGUGGUGUAGAAAAUGCAAUUUCUUAUAAUAGAGGAUUAAUUAGGAAAUAUUUUUCUAGUGAGGGGACACCAUUAAUGCCAAAUAGGAAAAUUGAGAUAUAUAUUUUUAGUUUGUUUAAUGAAAAUAUUAAAAAAGGUAAUGCUUCUGAAAGGAAUUUUGGAUUAUUUAGGCCUGAUUUUACUCAAGUUUAUGAUAUUGGAAUUAUGAAAGGAGAGACAUUGCCAUUGCCAAUGCCCAUGCCACCUAAGGGUGGGGGGGAGGGGGGGGAGGGCCCAAGACUCCCGGCCCAUCCUCUUCCAAAGCCUGCAGAUUUAAUGGGCCGGAAAUUCUGCAGGCCCAAAGAAGAUGCUACAGAUGCACAAUUGCAGGCCAAUUUAGAUUGGGCCUGCACUAAUCAAGGUGUGGAUUGUGGCCCAGUUCAAGCUGGAGGCCCAUGUUUUGGCCCAAAUACUGUUAGGUCUCAUGCAGCCUUUGUUAUGAAUUCUUACUAUCAAAUCAAGGGCAAAAAUGACUUUAAUUGUGAUUUUUUGGGAUCUGGUGUCAUAAUCUUUGCUGAUCCAAGUUAUGGUACAUGCAAGUAUCUAUCUUGA